This is a messenger RNA of Saccharomyces mikatae IFO 1815, 2247 nucleotides long. RefSeq names its product Nto1p (gene NTO1). The transcript has a single exon. The coding region runs from base 1 to 2247 and encodes 748 amino acids. The record is from RefSeq and is a predicted model, not a curated record. Gene Ontology annotation, biological process: regulation of transcription by RNA polymerase II. NCBI's taxonomy places the organism in Eukaryota, Fungi, Ascomycota, Saccharomycetes, Saccharomycetales, Saccharomycetaceae.
AUGAAUAGGGUAUCAGUAGAUGAUGGGCCCAAACUACGUGAAGAAAAGCACUUCCAAGAUUUUUAUCCCGACCUUAAUGCCGAUACUUUACUGCCGUUCAUCGUUCCCUUAGGCGAGACAAAAGUUAACAUUCAUAAUGGCUCGAUUGAUAUUUCAAACCUGAAUAAUAGAGAAAAACAUGAGAUUGAAAGCGUACAAACAAAGGAAUUGAUCUUCAAGGGUAGAGUUACCACUGAGCCAUUAAUACUAAAAAGAAAUGAAGUGGAGUUCCAAAAAUGUAAAAUAACUACAAAUGAAUUGAAAAGUAGGAAGAUUUUGUACGGCCUUACACUCAAUGAGAGUUUCAUAUCCAAGUAUUAUUAUAUAAACAAACCAAGGAGUAGGAAGGGUUAUAAAUCACAUCAAACAGAAUUCAGUGAGUUGAAAACACCUUACUUUUCCAAAUUUUCCGGUAGAGAAGCUGCAAAUGUUACCAUUUCGACGGCUACAAAGAGUGCACUUCAAAAAUUCGCCAGUAUUUCAUCUAAUCUCGCUAACUUUAAGCCCCAAUAUGACAUGGAUGAGCAGGAUGAAUUAUAUUUACAUUACCUAAACAAAAAAUAUUUCAAAGGUCAGAUGUCUCAUGAAGUAUUUGAAGUUUUAAUGACCACAUUAGAAACCGAAUGGUUUCAUAUUGAAAAGCACAUACCAUCAACUAAUAAUUUAAUUGCCAAGCAUAAUAUUUUGCGGGAUUGUCACAAUUGUGAGCUAUAUGGUUCUGAUGACGGAGCAGGCUUAUCGAUGGAUCAGGCGUGCGCAGUUUGCUUGGGCACAGAUAGUGAUAAUUCUAAUACAAUCGUCUUUUGCGAUGGAUGCAAUAUUGCGGUCCAUCAAGAAUGUUAUGGUAUAAUUUUUAUCCCUGAAGGGAAAUGGUUAUGUAGACGAUGUAUGAUCUCAAAAAAUAAUUUUGUCACCUGUUUAAUGUGUCCAAGUCAUACGGGGGCAUUCAAACAAACUGAUACUGGUUCUUGGGUGCAUAAUAUAUGUGCUUUGUGGCUUCCAGAGCUAUAUUUUUCUAAUUUAAACUACAUGGAACCUAUAGAGGGUGUUCAGAAUAUCAGUACAUCACGAUGGAAACUCAACUGUUACAUUUGCAAAAAGAAGAUGGGUGCUUGCAUUCAAUGUUUCCAAAGAAACUGUUUUACAGCAUAUCAUGUCACAUGUGCCCGUCGAGCUGGUCUCUACAUGAGCAAAGGGAAAUGUACUAUUCAAGAAUUGGCCACCAACCAAUUUCCACAAAAGUAUCCAAUCGAAAGCUUUUGCCAUAAGCAUGCGCCUAGUGGUUGGAAAUCUAAUAUGGAAGGUAUUAAUAAAACUAGAAAAUACUUUGCUCUGCUCUCCAAAUUACCAGCUGAAGCACCACAGCGUGAUGAAGAGAACGAUAGGAUAGAUUCCAAAUUUAAGAAAACAAUUUGGAGGACGUCUAACCAGACACCCGUGGCACCGCAUAUUUUUGCAGAAAUACUGCAAAAGGCUGUUGGUUUUUUUGGCUUAACUAACUCACCAGCUAGUUCUUUUGAUAUUUGCAGAUAUUGGUCAAUGAAAAGAGAACUCGCCGGAGGUACCCCAUUGGUUCCCUGUUUUGAAAAUAAUUCGUUUGAGUCAUUAACUGAGAAACAAUUACAAAGAAGGUUAGACUUUGCCGAUGAUCAACUCAAAGACUUGUACAGACUGAAGGAGCUGACAACCCUGGUAAAGAAAAGGACACUAACUUCUCAUAACCUGUUUAGAUCCCAAAAGAUGGUUUCUGAUAUAGUUAAAUCGCCGCAGAAGUAUCUUCUAAAAAUCAACGUUCUAGACAUUUUCAUAAAAUCCGAGCAGUUUAAAGCCCUUGAAAGAUUAGUCACUGAUCCUGAACUAUUAGCUAUUUUAGAAAGGUGUAAGAAUAGCAAGUUUGAUACUGUUCAGAAUUUCAAGGAGAAAAUCAUGCAUUUUUUUUUGACUUUGGACAACCUUCCCAGUGCGCCAAGGAUACUUCAAGCUGUCUCGCUAAAGGCAAAAGAGCAAGUAACGAAUCUAAUCAGGCCUAUAGAACAUAUGGACAUCAAUAAGUUACUAGUUAGAGAUUUCAUUUUAACGAAUGAUAACAACAUAGAAGAAAGGCCAUGGAGUGGCCCGAUAAUCAUGGAGGAAGAAGAAUUAAGUGAUGCAGAAGAACUUACUGCAGGGGAGCGCCGUUUGCUGAAGCUAAUUCUCAAUGACGGGUGA